Molecule: messenger RNA, 1146 nt
Organism: Microthlaspi erraticum
Lineage: Eukaryota; Viridiplantae; Streptophyta; Magnoliopsida; Brassicales; Brassicaceae
Source: the annotation of a GenBank genome assembly
AUGAUUAAGAACUUGAGCAAUAUGAAGAGUUACAACCAGAAACGUGAAAGAUGUUAUGAGUACAUCGAAGCUCUUGAAGAAGAACGCCGCAAGAUCAAUGUUUUCCAACGCGAGCUUCCUCUUUGCUUGGAGCUCGUCACUCAAGCGAUCGAAGCAUAUAAAAAAGAGAUAUCAGGGACGACGACUGAGAACUUGUACGGACAACCAGAGUGCUCGGAACAGACAACCGGAGAAUGUGGGGCCAUCUUGGAUCUGUUCAUACCCAUUAAAUACUCUUCGACCUCCAUAGAAGAGGAAGAAGAAGAGGUUGAUCAUGAUGAAGAUGGUGAUGGUGAUGGUGAUGGUGAUGAUGAUGAUGAUGGUGAACACGAAUCUCAUGCUAGCGACAUAGAUUCUGAUGACAUGAAAUCUGAAUGGCUCAAGUCUGUGCAGCUCUGGAACCAACCUGACGCAGCUCUCUCCAAUAUAUCGGAACACUCACAACAGGAGACAGAAACGGUGGUGUCAGUCAAAGGAAAUGAGGACGGAGCAGCGUCUAAUCAACCGCCAUAUUGUGAAACGAGCCACGGGAAGAACGACGACAGAAAAUAUCCGGCGACUGUUAGCGGCGGAAGCGGUGGACAGAAAAAGGAUUUGGAGAAAGACGGCGGCCGCGGAAGAGGCCAGAGAAAGCAGAGGCGGUGUUGGUCGCAAGAGUUGCACAGACGCUUUUUGAACGCUCUUAAACAGCUUGGUGGUCCUCAUGGUACGCCGAAACAAAUCAGAGAGCUAAUGAAGAUUGAUGGGUUAACCAAUGAUGAAGUCAAAAGUCAUUUACAGAAAUAUAGGCUGCAUACAAGACGUCCAAGCCAAACAAUCUCUAACAACAGAAACUCUCAAACGCAACAUUUCGUGGUCGUCGGUGGACUAUGGGUCCCACAAGCUAGCCACUCCACGGAAAACGCCGUAGCAUCGGGUGAGACCACCACCGGGAUUUACGGACCUAUGGUCAGUCCGUUGCCCUCAGAGUGGCCGAGCAAUUCCAUUUCUGGUCGGACAAUUUCGGAGGAAAGAUCAAGAUUCUCUAACAGAGGAAUUACUCGGUGUAGCUCACCAGCAAUGUCUUCUUCUACUCGUACAAAGACAAAAGAUGCAAAAAUAUCAUAA